UCCUACAAAUGGAUUCACCCACCGAAUCUCCCCAAGGAGUGGUAGAUCCGGUAUCACCACCCUUGGAAGUACUCCCAGAGGCCUACCUCCUCGUAGAGACAAUGAACAUAAACCCGUCUCUCCUCCCCCAAACCCCCUCGCUCGAAGAGCUCAACUUCAUCCCGCCACCCGAAUCCCGCGCACCGCCGGGGUUCUUCAGAUGGCUCAGCUGCAAGCGACAAAGGGUGCACGAGAACAUGUGCAAGCUCAAGAGCCUAAAGUGCCUUUCCGCGCCGCAGGACGUGUUUCUCCCGCGCAUGGGCGACCACGGGAUCGUAAGGUACAAGGGGAUCCCGCGGAACUUGGUGCACCUUGAGAUUCUUUACCCGUCGGCGAAGAUCUUCCGGUGGCUCGAGGGGCUCGUCAAGGCGCUGAGGACUAGGCGCGGGGAGCUGAGGUAUCUCUGUCUCGCUGGGGGUAAGCGUCUGGGUCAGACUGCGGAGCUGCUCGAGUCGAUUCGGGAUCCGGUCGUUGAGGAGCUGAGGGGUCUGGGUGUUGAGGUUUACUUUCGCGAUAUGCAUCGCGGAGAGGACGAGACGGAGAGCGAUGGGUCUGAUCGGGAUCGAGGCAGUCUCGUGGCUCAGGUCAAGGUCGAGUUCCCCAGCGAUAAGCAGGCCUUUUUUGAGCAAUUCGGCAGGAUUACUAUCGGCCCUGCUCGGCGGGAAAGGAAGCUCGCGGGUAGAUCGGGUCCCAAGAAAGAGGGACUACCUUGA
This is a messenger RNA of Periconia digitata, 752 nucleotides long. Lineage: Eukaryota; Fungi; Ascomycota; Dothideomycetes; Pleosporales; Periconiaceae. The record is from the annotation of a GenBank genome assembly.